Penicillium roqueforti is the source of this 1566-nucleotide messenger RNA. RefSeq lists its product as uncharacterized. The record is from RefSeq and is a predicted model, not a curated record. NCBI's taxonomy places the organism in Eukaryota, Fungi, Ascomycota, Eurotiomycetes, Eurotiales, Aspergillaceae. Bases 1 to 1566 code for a protein of 521 amino acids. Gene Ontology annotation, cellular component: membrane. Gene Ontology annotation, biological process: amino acid transmembrane transport. The transcript has 5 exons. Gene Ontology annotation, molecular function: amino acid transmembrane transporter activity.
AUGGACUCAGACGUCGAGAAGAAAGCACCCACUAUUGUGGAGCCAGCUGAAAGUCUCCCUUCAGCUCACGAUGAUGUUAGCGUCGGUGAACUCAACCCGCUGAAGCGGAACCUGAAGAACCGCCAUAUGCAGAUGAUCGCUGUUGGUGGCGCUAUUGGAGCUGGGGGUCUGCUCUCCGUACGGGCCUUGGGCGAGUUGGCCGUGCUAUAUCCCGUGAACGGAGCCUUUUUCACAUACUGCGUACGGUUCAUUAGCCCAGCCUGGGGAUUCGCAGUCGGCUGGGACUACGCUAUUGGAUGGCUCAUCAUUCUUCCCUUCGAACUUACGGCCGCAAGUUUGACAAUUCAGUACUGGAGUGAAACUUUGAACAGCGGAAUCUGGGUGGCAGUGUUUCUAGUCGUUCUAACUGCGAUCCAGUUCUUCGGAGUUCGAGGCUACGGAGAAGUCGAAUUCGUGCUGGGGAUGAUCAAGGUCAUUGCCGUGAUUGGCUUCAUCAUCCUUGGAAUUGUGAUCGAUUGCGGUGGCGCCCCGAACGGAGGUUACAUAGGAGCCCAUUACUGGCAUGACCCUGGUGCAUUCACAACAUUCAGAGGGUUCUGUUCGGUCUUUGUGACAGCAGCCUUCGCCUUCGGUGGUACAGAAAUGGCUGGCCUUGCUGCUGCAGAGGCGGCAAACCCCGCCAAGUCCAUCCCCAAGGCAUCCAAGCAGGUCUUCUGGCGCAUUAUGAUCUUCUAUGUCCUGGGCACCUUUAUAGUUGGCCUGAUUGUUCCUUCUGACGCCGACUGGCUUCUCGGAGCAUCUGGCGCCAACACCAAGGCUUCUCCAUUUGUCGUAUCAAUCCAGAAUGCCGGUAUCUCUGGAUUGCCCUCUGUUAUGAAUGCGAUCAUCACUAUUUCAGUUAUCAGCGUGGCGAACUCCGCGACAUAUGGCUCAAGCCGUACUAUCCAGUCUUUGGCCUCCCGAGGCAUGGCACCGAGAUUCAUGGCAUAUAUUGACAAAGGUGGUCGGCCCCUUUACUGUAUUAUCCUGCAGAUUGCUUUUGGUUUACUCGCUUUCAUCAACGAGGCGCCAUCAGGAAGCACCAUUUUCGACUGGCUUCUUGCCUUGUCUGGUAUCUCCGACUUCUUCAUCUGGGGAAGUAUCUGCCUUGCCCAUAUCCGCUUCCGCUCCGCCUGGGCGCAUAACGGACACAGCGUGAACGAGCUUGCCUAUGCCGCUCCCCUUGGUGUGGUUGGGAGCUAUAUCGGUCUGGGUCUCAAUAUCUUGUGUCUCAUCGCGGAAUUUUAUGUCUCUGUGGCUUCAAAGGAUGCUGAAACAUUCUUCAUGAACUACAUUGCUGCGCCGCUUGUGAUUCUACUUUUCGUCGUCUGGCUUCUUUACACCAAGUGGAAUAAAGAUCCCAGGCUCGACCGUGGAGGCUGGUUCAUCCCAAUUGAGAAGAUGGACGUCCACAGCUUCAUAAGGGACUCUGCUCUCGAUGUGGAUCUUCCACCAAGAGUCGAGUAUGCUACUUGGGGUGCUUGGUUCAAAGCUGCUCCUAUGCGUAUAGCUCGCUCAUUAAUUUGA